Trypanosoma theileri is the source of this 1854-nucleotide messenger RNA. RefSeq names its product zinc finger protein family memeber. NCBI's taxonomy places the organism in Eukaryota, Euglenozoa, Kinetoplastea, Trypanosomatida, Trypanosomatidae. The record is from RefSeq and is a predicted model, not a curated record. The transcript has a single exon. Gene Ontology annotation, molecular function: metal ion binding. Bases 1 to 1854 code for a protein of 617 amino acids.
AUGAAUCUUGACUAUGCGAAUGCUGUUGGCUUCUCGCCGCGGACCCUCGAUGAGAUAUGGGAGCAGUGGAACCAGGCGAACGAUCUCUCCACCGGCACUAAUCUCCCCUCAUGUCUCCGGCAACAACAAGAGCAACACGAAGAUGCAGCACCGCACGAUUCAACUGUAGUUUUUGACGCCGAGUUCCGCUGCUUGUAUAAGGUGCCACCCCACCUUGUCGUGCAUACACCUUCGGCACGACUCAACAUCACACGACUUGUUUUCUGCCGCAACUACAGAGCCCAUGAGCCAGACUCGUGUAAAAUGGGAGAUAAUUGCAAAUUUGUCCAUGCGGAUGUGGACAUAAGGAUGUUAGAGGCGUAUCCGAUUCAUGUGAACUACGUCUGGCGUAGCGAGGAUCUCUGCAUGUACAAGCGUCUCCCUCCUGGUGAAAUGUUGGAGGUACUCUCCGGAGAUAUGUGUACCGUUGAGUCAAUACCCAGUGAGCGAGUCCUUGUCACAAGAGGGGCACUUGCACGCCACGAUAUUGCAGAGCCACUAAUGCGAUGCAAAUACUAUGAUGCGAAUCAGACAUGUUUUGCAGGCGAACAUUGCAAUUUUAUUCAUGUCGUUUUCCUUGAUCCCACUUUUCAAGGCUCUUUUAAACGGGCACCUAAAGUUCUUCUGGAUACUAGGAGUUCUGCAAAUACGCUGUCAAUUCCACAGCACCGCCCUAACAAUGGUAAUUGCAACUCUAGUAGUAAUAAUAACGGUGCUAUCGGAAACAAUAGUAACAACAAUAUCAGCACUGUCAUGGGUAACCAUAUUUUAGAAAAUCAUCAUGGUACCCAAAUGAAAAAUUUAAAUCCCGGUAUUAACAUCAAUGUGCCUCCUUUUUUGGUAAAUUCGGAUCCUCAGCUCUCCUGGUUACACAAUUGCAAUGCCUUGGCAACACCCUACUUUCCAAGAAAUAUGAUGGCGCAACAGGACGCUGGUGUAUCGUCUCUGGUGGGAAUUCCUGGUGCUACUAGUACUACUAGUAAUGCUACUGCUGCUACUACUACUUCUACUACUACACCACCACCACCAUCAUCUUCUUCCCAACCUCAUCCUACUAUCCCCACCAUACCAUCAAUGACUACCAGUGGUUCUUUCUCAGCAUCCGGUGUCUCAUUUCAGUGCGACCAAACUGAAGGCGAAAACCUAGAGGAGCUUCUCAUGAUGCUUAGGGAGUCGAACAACAACGAAGAAGGCGCCAAUGCUUCUUCACCCGAAGCGCAAAUGUUAGCAGGUGUUGGGCACACGCCAUCAUCUGGUGCACAGAAUGGAAGUGCAGGUUCGCUGGUCACGCAGGAACAACUUAGUAGUAUUGUCUCUCAACUCUUUUCUCUGUUCUCGCAGCGAGUUAAUUUGCAGCGCAACAUAACUGUGAGACCCUCUCCACUCCUUGAUGAACCGUACAGUAUAGGCACACUCCUUUACUUGCCGCAUGGGGCUUCAGAGGCGUUGCCUCUUCAGCCUGUUUUUGAUAACUCGUUUCUGACCCUGAUUGCCACGUUAGGGUCGCAGCAGCAGUACCCUGUACACCCCAUGAUGUCCUUACAGACGAUGAACGUACCGCAGAUGGCCUCUGUAGCUGUUGGAAAACAACAACAACAACAGCAACAACAACAACAAGAGCAAGAUAAAAUCCGAACUCCCUUUCUCUCUACCCCCAAUUCAACGGGAAAUUCCAACGGUGUGAGAAGUUCUAGUAAUGGUAUGUCUUCUUCUGGGGGUGAUGGAGGUGUGCCUACGACAGAUUUUUACGCAAAAACCUAUCAACAGCUUCAAAAUGCUUCACGGAGUGGAAGUGCUCGUCUGUACAGCAUGUAA